CUCAGCAACAACUACCCCCACCAUUACCAUUUGGAGCUGCUAGUCAAAAGCAUAUAUCAGAUCAAAAAUUAUUGCUGCUUUCUACUUCAUACACCUCCCUUUAUAAAACCCCAUCAAACCUUAACUCUUCUUCCUUAGCCUUGUUAACCUCCUCAUCUCUAUUCCCUCUUCUCUCUUCUCUCUUUCUCUCCAUCUGCAAAUGUCUAUAAUAUCUGUAAAAUCGCCUAAACACUGUGGCAAACAAGGAGUGAAUGUUGAAAAGGCUUACAAGAAGCUUGUCUGUGCUGGCUCUGCUCUAUUCACUACAAUCCUCUCCAUAAUACUCUUAGUUUGGCUAAUCCUUCACCCAACAAAGCCUGAGUUUUCACUCAAAGAAGCUGAUAUUUACCUCUUAAACCUCUCAAAUGUUAAUCUCCUCAACUCAUCAAUCCAACUCACUCUAUUCUCUAAAAACCCGAAUCAGAAAAUUGGUAUUUACUACGACGAGUUACAAGUUUAUGCCACUUACAAAGGCCAACAGAUUACUCUUUACACUUCUCUUCCUCCUUUCUACCAAGGACAUGAAGAUACUAAUCUCUUAUCAGCUUCUCUGGUGGGAAUUGGCUUACCUGUUGCACCUUCCUUCGGUUAUGAAGUAGAGCGCGAUAAGAAUGUUGGAAGAUUAGUUCUGAAUCUUAAACUCAAUGCCCGUCUUCGGUGGAAGGUAGGAACUUGGGUCUCUGGUAAAUACAGGUUGAAUGUAAAUUGUGUUGCUGUUAUGGCUUUUGGACCUUCUCUUUCGACCGGUAAGCAAGGGACUCAAUGUUCUACUUCGGUUUGAAACUAAGAAAACUAACUUAUAGCAAUCUUCUUCAGUGAGUUUUAGUAUGAAUUGUAUAUUGUUGUUACUAGAAAAGUGUUCUUGUGAAUUAUUAUUAGUAACUAUUUGAUAUAACAAAAGAUAGUAACAAAAUAUUGUAAGUUAAGAAGAAAGUUUGGUUGGAUUGUGACUUUUGUUUCUGACUGAGGAUAAUGAAGGAUAGGAUUGUUUUAUGCUUUGUUGAGUUUUGCUUUGGUUUUUUGGCUAUGAAGAUAUGAAAGAGUGAGUCAAUAAGUGAAAGGUUUAAUGAUGAAAGUGAGAUUCUAAAGAGAAAAGUUGAUAAAAAGGAAGAAGAUUGGUUGCUUUCUUGGCAA
Messenger RNA from Cannabis sativa, 1173 nucleotides. Its product is annotated as NDR1/HIN1-like protein 26. The record is from RefSeq and is a predicted model, not a curated record. Lineage: Eukaryota; Viridiplantae; Streptophyta; Magnoliopsida; Rosales; Cannabaceae. Bases 200 to 820 code for a protein of 206 amino acids. Gene Ontology annotation, biological process: defense response to other organism. The transcript has a single exon.